AUGCAACUACAUCAAAAUCUAGUGUUUGCCAUAUUUAUCUUGGCUAACGCUUGCUUUGCUGUUAAAGAUUACCUUUUCAAGUCUUGUGAACAAAAUGGAUUCUGUCAUAGAAAUAGACACUAUGCUAAUGAAGUAAAGUUGGACUCCAGUUUCAAAUCACCAUACAAUAUCAUUCCCGAGAGUGUGUCGGUAAAGGGCAGUGUUGUCAAGGGAAUUGUAGUAAAGGAAUCACCUCAUAUAAGUGCUCGUGUGGAAUUUCCUUUCGAAAUAGAUGUAAUUGGUGAUAGCUUUCAUUUCAAAUUGGAUGAGAAUAGAGAACCCCACCAACAGAUAGUAAAUCAUAGAAGAUACAAUGAAACAUCUAAAUGGGCAUUUGCAGAAGGGGUAGAAAUCAACAAAGACGCAAAGUUUGAUAAAAGCAAGAGCUCAAUUGAUGUUUCAUAUGGAAACAAUAAGGUUUCGAUUCAAUUCAACCCAGUCAAACUCUCGUUCUUUUACAAAAACAAAGAAGUAUUGGUCAUCAACGAUAAACAGUUUUUAAACAUUGAACCUUAUAGACUAGAAGAACAUAAUGGGGACCAUCUUUUGCCUCAAGAAUCAUCCUUUAAUAUGUUUUCCGAUGAUUUUGCUGAUUCCAAAAAUGACAAGCUUCCCCUAGGACCAGAAUCGAUUGGCUUAGACUUUUCCUUAAAAGGCUUUAAUAACUUCUAUGGUAUUCCUGAACAUGCGGAUUCGUUGUUGUUAAAAGACACCAAUGGAAAGGAGCCUUAUAGACUAUACAACGUCGAUAUAUUUGAGUAUGAAACCGAUUCAAGGUUGCCCAUGUAUGGGUCAAUACCAUUAAUAAUGGCAGUUAAUGCCGGGGCAGCUUUGGGGAUAUUUUGGGUGAAUGGUGCUGAUACAUAUAUUGACAUCACAAAGGGUAAAGAGUCGACCAUUCACUGGAUGUCAGAGAAUGGUGUCUUGGAAUUUGUAAUUAUUGUUGAGGAUACUCCUGAGCAAGUGAACAAGGAGUAUGGAAAACUCACUGGAAACACUCAAUUGCCAAUACUUUCAAGUUUGGGUUAUCAUCAAUGUAGAUGGAACUACAACGAUGUAAAGGAUGUAUUAGAGGUCAGUUCCAAGUUUGAUGAGUUUGAAAUUCCUUAUGACACGAUUUGGUUGGAUAUUGAGUAUGCUGAUGAGAAGAAAUACUUUACUUGGGAUCCAGAAAAAUUUGCUGAUCCUGGACACAUGCUAAAAGAGUUGAACCGCACUGGUAGGAACCUUGCCGUGAUUAUUGAUCCUCAUAUUAAAACCGGGUAUGAAGUAAGUGAUGCAAUAAUUUCAAAAGACCUUGCCAUGAAAAAUAAUGAAAACAAUGUGUAUUAUGGACAUUGUUGGCCAGGAGAGUCAGUGUGGAUAGAUACACUCAACCCCAAAAGUCAAUCAUUUUGGAACGAUCUACACAAGACGUUUAUGAUUUCCGAUGAGUACAAGAAUUUGAAACUUUGGAAUGACAUGAAUGAACCAUCUGUAUUCAAUGGGCCUGAAACGAGUGCACCAAAGGAUAAUAUACAUCACGGACAGUGGGAACACAGGUCCAUCCACAAUGUCUAUGGUUUGACCUAUCACGAAGCGACAUUUAACUCACUACUCAAUAGGCUACCCAGCCAAAGACCAUUCAUUCUAACUCGUUCUUAUUUUGCUGGCAGUCAGAGAACAGCGGCAAUGUGGACAGGUGACAAUAUGUCUAAAUGGGAUUAUUUGAAAAUAUCCAUACCAAUGGUUCUCACUUCAAACAUUGUUGGGAUGCCAUUUGCCGGUGCUGAUGUAGGGGGGUUUUUCGGUAAUCCUCUGAGUGAGUUACUCACUAGAUGGUACCAAGCAGGAAUCUGGUAUCCAUUCUUUCGUGCACAUGCUCACAUUGACUCUAGAAGAAGAGAGCCUUAUUUGAUUGGCGAUCCAUAUACGUCGUAUAUCAGAGAUGCAAUCAAAUUGAGAUAUAAAUUAUUGCCUGUUUUCUACACUAGUUUUUACGAGGCAUCGAAAACAGGAGCACCGGUUUUGAAACCAGUAUUUUAUGAAUACCAAGACCUGGAUGAUGCAAAAAUUUACAACACUGAAGAUGAGUUUUUUGUUGGAAAUUCAGGAAUUUUGGUAAAGCCAGUGACAGAUGAAGGAGCGAAAACGGUUUCCUUUGUUGCACCAAACUAUGACAAGGAACACUUUUAUGAAUUUACCAAUGGAAUAAUUAGUGAUACAAUUUACACCAACGGAAUUAAAGCUGAGUUGAGUGAUGUUCCAAUGUUGUUGAAAAGUGGAUAUAUUGUACCAUUGAAGAAUAGGUACAGAAGAUCAACAAGAUUGAUGAAAUAUGAUCCAUACACUUUGAUAAUUGCAUUGAAUAGGAACGGCAAAGCCACUGGCCAAUUGUACACUGACGAUGGUGAAUCAAUUGAUCCAGAGUUUAAGCUAAUAUCUUUUGCUGUUGAUAAACAUGGUAUUGCCGCUAAUUCCACGGGACUGUAUGAUUUCCCCGUUGAAUUUGAAAAGAUAAUCAUGGUUGGUGCUGAUUUUGUCGUUGAUACCGUUAGCUCUGGUAAAUUGGUCAAAGAAUCAAACAAGAUUGUAAUCAAAAAUCCAAGAGAGUUUCCUAUAAAGUUUGGACGUGGGUCACGGAAGCAUGAUGAGUUGUAA
Lodderomyces parapsilosis is the source of this 2679-nucleotide messenger RNA. RefSeq names its product glucan 1,3-alpha-glucosidase ROT2 (gene ROT2). Gene Ontology annotation, molecular function: alpha-glucosidase activity; carbohydrate binding. Bases 1 to 2679 code for a protein of 892 amino acids. Gene Ontology annotation, biological process: carbohydrate metabolic process; N-glycan processing. The record is from RefSeq and is a predicted model, not a curated record. Gene Ontology annotation, cellular component: glucosidase II complex. NCBI's taxonomy places the organism in Eukaryota, Fungi, Ascomycota, Pichiomycetes, Serinales, Debaryomycetaceae. The transcript has a single exon.